Molecule: messenger RNA, 1170 nt
Organism: Verticillium dahliae VdLs.17
Lineage: Eukaryota; Fungi; Ascomycota; Sordariomycetes; Glomerellales; Plectosphaerellaceae
Exons: 1
Coding region: 1-1170 (389 amino acids)
Source: RefSeq, a predicted model, not a curated record
AUGGCAGAAGUCCUUGGAGUCGUUGCGGCCGCGGCUCAACUGGCCAGCGCCUGUCUGGGUCUUCUAGAGCUCACGGAAAAGAUAAAAAGCAGCAGUUCUACGCUGUUGAGAUAUCAGAAUCAGUUUCAAGAGCUACACGCACUUUCACUCUCCAUCUCUCAGAAUCCUCUUCUUCAGACAGAGGAAGUCUUUUCACAUACUCAAUCUUUGUUGAUCUUCCUCCAACACAUCCCUCUCGAACCUCUUCUUCAAAAGGGCUUAUUAUCGAGAACGUGGGGCUUCAUCCGGAAAGACCAGUAUCUCUCCGAAACCUCCAACUGCCUUGAACAACGCAAGUCUUCCCUGUCUCUGAUCAUCAGUGACAUACAAGCAAGAGCCAUCUACGACAUUCGUGCCGAUAUUAGAGUCCUAUCGCAUUGCACCACCAGUUUGCCUCUCUACCAAGACCCGUCCGAUACGCCUUCGAUAUCCGACUGUGCCUACAACGACGACACCAAGUCCUUCGCAAGCAUGCCGGGCCGAUUUUGCAACAAGUCUUCCCGCAAGAACAAAUCCCGCUCAUCAACCAUGUCCAGCUCUCAACAGCAAGAACCUGGGCAAGGAUCCCAAGGCUCUCCUUCGGCUCCGACCCUUUCGACAACAGCCUCUCUUGGAGCAACUGCAGCAACUGGGGGCCAGACUCGUGGCAAUAACUUGGGGUCCAUCGAUACCCCCGGCAGUACCGCUCGUUGGACAAUGAUUCUGGAAGAACGAAUGAGGUCUGCAGGCAACUUGAACGCGUAUUCCGGAAACACCGUCACCAACGCCAAUAUGCGGAACGGACAUUGUCGGGACUCCAAGGGCUGGGUACCAGGGGGCAAUAAUGUGUGGUUGAACAACACCGCGAUUAACUGUCGCAAGAUGGUCAACUAUUGCGAUACCCCUAUUCAGGACGUCAAUAGCCCAGAUGGUCACGGCCACGCAGCGGCUGCCGGAAGCAGCCAGGCUGCAACGGGGUACUUCAAUUUGUACGCGAACAACCAUCUUGAAGGCAGGACCGUCAAGGGCGGUGAUGAGGACGCUCCGGACAGUUGGAUGAUGAACGGUUACGUUGAGGACACCCCACCCAAGGAUAGCCACGGUAAGGCCAACCAGAAUGCGACCCAUCCUGAGAAGGAUGAGGACAAGUGA